CAGCCCUUGCCGGCCGUUGCAGUUUGUGCAGCGCUGUGGGCGCUCUUCGGGCGGGAGCGGGCGGUCUCUCUGCAGCCAGCGGCCUCUCCGCGGUGCCGCGCCGCCCGUGUGCGCAUGCGCGGUGCCCCGGGAGCGCGGGCCGUUCGAGCGCCAUGGCGGCAGCGGCGCCGCCCGUGUGCGCAUGCGCGGUGCCCCGGGAGCGCGGGCCGUUCGAGCGCCAUGGCGGCAGCGGCGGCGCCGGGCCCCGCGCUCGGGCCCGGCCCGGAACCGGCCCCGGGGCUCCGCUGCCGGCAGUGGCCGGACCGGGCGGGCAGCGGGGCCGGGGCAUCGGCCUCGGGCGGGAGGAGCCCCGAGAGAGGCGCCGCGAGGAGCCAGGGCUGGCGGAGCGGCAGCAGUGCCCCGUACUUCUCUUCCAGCAGCGAUGAGGAAUUUGAAAUGUUUUUAGCUAGACUGAAAACUCCCAAAUCUGUUUCUAAAAAGGCAGAUGCAAGUUUGAAAGACUUCAUUGAUGACUCAGAUGAUUUCUUCUUGGACUUGAAGGUGAAAAAGAGUUCAAAGAAGAGUGCACAGAAAGAUCUUCAGACCCCAAAAAAGCUGAUGACUCCUGGAAAGAGAAACACUUGCUGCCAAGAAUUGCAGUAUCCGGACACUUCAAGUGACACUGAAGAUUCUGUCUUUGUAGACAGUCCGUGGCAUAACCACCAAAAAGAGGGAGUGAAAGAUUUGAGAGAGAGUCAGAAGUGCAUAAAUCUUUCACCUCCGCAAAAUCGGAACGAGUCGGUUUUCAAAGGCAGUCCAGAUUUGCUUGUUAGAAGGAAAGAGAGAAGCUGUGAAAAUACAGAAAAUAAAUUGCCAAGUGUGGCCCUGGGACGUGGUGCAGGGGUGGAAUCAGAUAGCUCAGAUGAGAGUUUUGGAUCGUUAAUGGAACGGAUAAAGAAGCGAAGUCUGCCCCGCAAACCAGUCUUAAGCACAAGUAAAACUGUCUUUCAGCCAAGCACGACAGAAAACAUCAAGCCACCCUGCAAAGAUGCACAGCCUGUGAAAGGGGAGGGAGUCAGGACACCAAAACCAAAAUCCAUUUCACUUCAAGAAACCCCUUCCAUGAUAACGACUCCUGCAAGAAUUCCUGGGAAUGAAUCAGUCAGUUGCUCACAGUCAGCAAAGACAGAGAAAAGGCUCAGGGUAUGUUCAGUGCCCGGUUGUUUCUUGCAAGAUCUUUCAAAUCCAGCCUCCCAGUAUGUGAAGUAUUUCAAGAAAAAUAAAGAGGAGCUGGCCCAGAAGCUCUACAGGCUGUUUAAUAGUACUAUCUUUGAGCAGAAGUUACCAGAGGACAUGGUAAUAGUCUGGAAUAAGAAGAUGAGAAAAACAGCGGGGUAUUGUGUAACGGGGCAGAGGGGAGGCCCUGAAGGGAAGCGUUACGCUCGCAUUGAACUCUCUGAGAAAGUCUGUGACUCUGCAGAUCGCCUUCGGGACACGCUGAUCCACGAGGUUUGCCACGCGGCCACCUGGCUCAUCAGCGGCGUUCGGGACGGACACGGGCGCUUCUGGAGGUUCUAUGCCAACAAAUCAGCUGUAAUUCAUCCAGAACUGCCAGUGGUGACACGCUGCCACAGCUAUGAGAUUAAUUACAAAUUCACCUACGAGUGUCUUCGGUGCAAAGCUACGAUCGGGCGGCACUCGCGGUCCCUGGACACGGCGCGGUUCGUGUGCGCCUUCUGCGGGGGGCAGCUGGCCCUCAGGCAGCCCCCGGCCAGGGGGGGCACCCCUGCCAGGACACAGCUCACGCCCUUUGCUAAGUAUGUGAAGGAAAACUAUGCACUUGCUAAGAGAGAGCAGCAUGGGCUGAGUCAUGCAGAGGUCAUGAAGAAACUCAGUGCUGAUUUUGCUAUGAAAACCAAGCUGGAAGAUUCCUUCUAAUAUCUCAGUAUACCUUCUUUCUUGGUGCUACUUAAAUUUUUUAUAGAGAGCAGUAAAAGUUCUGAGCGGCACUUACACACAGCAUGUCUUCAGUGACUCCAGUAAGGGAUUUCCUGUUUCAUCUGGGCAGCUGAUACGCUGUAGACUCGGUGUGUGUGCUGAAGAACUGCUCCCUGUGCGUCUGGCUGCAAUUGCCAGAGGCAAGAAAGUCCAGGCCUACCAGCCUAAGUCCUCUGACUCUUAAUGACUCCAAGGCAGGAAAAGGGGCAUACCCGAGUUGGGCUUCAACAUGGGUUCAGAUAUUCUCCCAUGUAGACUUUCCUGAGAGAUCCUUGGCUGUUUUUGUUAAAAUUAAGUGGUAGGUAGAUGGUGCCUUAAAUCCAUUAACAGAAUAUGUGAAUUUCUCCAAAGCCCUUUAACCCUCAGUAAGUAGUGUACCUCUGUCAUUGAGAUUUCAUAGAAACUAAAAUAGAUGCAGAAGGUCACGUUGGGGAAAGCAGAUUCAAACGCUUUCCCCAAGGAUGAGUAGGUCUUGUCAUGGCUUAAGUCUUUCCUAUGAAAUGCAACAAUGUGUGUUAUAGUGUUUGUGUCUUCUGAAAGCAAAUUGCUCAGGGGUUUAAUAAUUUUGAUGAUCAAUAAAUGCCAGUUUGAUACAAACUCUUGCAAUAAAC
This is a messenger RNA of Motacilla alba alba, 2588 nucleotides long. RefSeq names its product germ cell nuclear acidic peptidase (gene GCNA). Gene Ontology annotation, cellular component: nucleus. NCBI's taxonomy places the organism in Eukaryota, Metazoa, Chordata, Aves, Passeriformes, Motacillidae. The transcript has 10 exons. Bases 115 to 1917 code for a protein of 600 amino acids. The record is from RefSeq and is a predicted model, not a curated record.